UUUUUUUUUUUUCGUAUAAACUUAUUCAAGGCAAUCAUCGUUCACAUUUGCGCUGCAGUCUUGAAUUCCCUCGCGCAACGCGACUCGAAACAUCCAGGAAGCAGAUCUCAAUCUCAUCUCGGGCAGAUUGAUAUAGAGUACAUAGUCCUUUCAUCCUCUGGUUCCGAACCCUGGUACAUACCAUGUGGGACAGACCGGAAGAGAUCAACCUCAUCACGCUCAACUGCUGGGGCCUCAAAUACGUCUCCAAGCUCCGCCGCGAACGCCUGGCAGAGAUUGGCCGUCAGAUUUCGAUUGCGAGCCCGCAGCCGCACAUCGUCGCGCUGCAGGAAUGCUGGACCCAGGAGGACUACCGGAGCAUCCGCCGCCAAACCCGCUUCAUCCUGCCCUAUGGCAAGUUCUACCACAGCGCCGUCCUCGGCGGCGGCCUGGCCAUCCUCUCGCGCUGGCCCAUCGAGGAGAGCACCAUGUACCGCUACCCCUUGAACGGCCGCCCGACUGCCUUCUGGCGCGGCGACUGGUACGUCGGCAAGGGCGUCGCCUGCGCAAAGAUCCGCUACGGCCCCGGUCCGAAGCAGGUCGUCGAGGUCUUCAACACCCACACGCACGCCCCUUACGAGGCCGGGAAGCCAGACGACUCGUACCUCUGCCACCGCACCGCCCAGUCGUGGGAGAUUGCCAAGCUGCUCCGCGGCGCUGCCGAGCGCGGCCACCUCGUGCUUGCCAUGGGCGACUUCAACAUGAUCCCCAUGUCGCCCGAGUACCAGCUCAUCACCGGCCUGGCUCCCGUUAGCGAUGUCUGGCGCGUGCUGCACCCGGACAGCUCGGUGGGUCCCGCUUACCACCCUGCCGAGGAGGCCCGCCGUCGUCCGAUCCCCACCGCCGAGUUCAACAUCCUGGAGAACGGUGCUACCUCCGAUGGGCCCUACAACACCUGGCGCUGGACCAAGGCCCAACAGAAGCUUCUGGGGCCGGGCAAGGACCCCGUCACAGUGCCUCCGGACACUCCUGAUCCUCUCGGUAAGAGGCUGGAUUACAUAUUCGCCAGCUCGGGGGAUGUCCUCGCACUCGGUGGCGCCUGGGUGGUCAAGCGAGCAAGUGUCGGCAUGAUGAUGCGGCAUCCCGAGCUGGGCUGCUCCCUCAGCGACCAUUUCGCCGUCGAGGCCACCCUCGCCUUCCACCCGUCUCGACAAGCCUCCACGUCCCCAUCUCCGCCACCUCCACUCCCUGAACCCGGCUCCAACGACAACACCGUCUCCAACGGCGGAUCUACCCUUGGCGCAGCAACAGCAGCAGCAGCAGCAGGAGCAGGAGCAGGAGCAGGAGUAGGCGGCAUCCCGAAACCGCCUGACGAACCCACGCCGCCUACGAGCCCGGAAGAGGCAGCCCGAAAAGCCGACUCGGCCCUCCACAACGGCGCCUACCUGCAACUGCACUCGCCGGCACCGAGCCUGCACAACUCCAUCACCACCGCCACCGGGCCCGCCGCCACCGCCGCGGCCGACGCGACGGAACAGCAGCACCCGCCCUCUUCUUCCUUGCCCCCCGCAGCCUACGACGCCAUCCUGGCCCUGAUAGCGUCCUACACGGCCCGCUCCCGCGGCCAGCGGACCUGGCGCGCCCGGCACUUCUUCCUCUCCCUGCUCGUCACCGUCGCCUGCCUCGUCGGCGUCUGGUUCACCCCGUCGGGCAAGACCUACGUCGCUUUCAUCCUGACGCUGGUGGCCGCCCUGGGCCUGGUGGCCGGCACCGUGGACGGGCUGAUGGCGCUGCUCUUCUUUGGCAGCGAGCUUAAGGCGCUGCGCGAGUUCGAGUGGGAGGUGAGAAACGCGCGGAAGAGGGCCCUCCUGGAGGCGCGCCGCGACGAAGACGGUGGCGGUGGCGGGGAAGCAGCCGACGACGCGGGUGAGGAGGAGUGGUAAAGUCGGUGAGGACGUCGUAUUUUUUUUCUUUUUUAUUUUCCCUCUCUCUUUCUCUUCUAUACCUCUAACUGUGGCUUUCUGGUGUGUACUUUAAGUGGCAGACAACUCGGUGAUUUAUCCAGCAGUCAAUUCUCAAAGAGUGUUGGCU
Molecule: messenger RNA, 2070 nt
Organism: Thermothelomyces thermophilus ATCC 42464
Lineage: Eukaryota; Fungi; Ascomycota; Sordariomycetes; Sordariales; Chaetomiaceae
Exons: 2
Coding region: 183-1922 (579 amino acids)
Cellular component (GO): cytoplasm
Molecular function (GO): sphingomyelin phosphodiesterase activity
Source: RefSeq, a predicted model, not a curated record